Messenger RNA from Alosa sapidissima (American shad), 4191 nucleotides. RefSeq names its product sarcosine dehydrogenase (gene sardh). NCBI's taxonomy places the organism in Eukaryota, Metazoa, Chordata, Actinopteri, Clupeiformes, Clupeidae. The transcript is spliced from 21 exons. The coding region runs from base 213 to 3023 and encodes 936 amino acids. Gene Ontology annotation, molecular function: oxidoreductase activity; protein binding. The record is from RefSeq and is a predicted model, not a curated record. Gene Ontology annotation, cellular component: mitochondrion.
AAUAUCUAGAUGUUUAAACCAAGGGCAGCAGUGAACCAAAUCAGCCAGCUCACUUCUCAGUGUUUUUAUUUGCUCAUGCGUGUAAACAGUAGCGCGCCACCGUCUUGAGCGGCAGAGCUUGCAGAUUGGAUAAAUUAACUUUGUCUCCACGUCAUUCCUUGAAGGACUGCUACCAAUUUUGAGCUCACAGUAUAAGCAGCUAAGCAGGGGCCAUGGCCUUCUUGGGUACUGCCGCCGUGAGCAGGUUGUUGAGGUGUCGUGCCCCACUGCCCCCUCUCUGCCGGGCCGCCGGACGGCACUACAGCGCCGCCGCUGCCUCCUCCACUGAGCACCAGACCAAGGAGAAGAACGUGCCCUACCAGAAGACCCUCAAGCAGGAUGACGAGACCUACCGGGGCCCCACCAAGAGCCUGCCUCGGGCAGCCGACGCCGUGGUGAUCGGGGGCGGCAGCCUGGGCUGCCAGACCAUCUACCACCUGGCCAAGAUGGGCAUGACCAACGUGGUGCUGCUGGAGAGGGACCGCCUCACAGCUGGCACCACCUGGCACACGGCAGGUCUGCUGUGGCAGCUGCGGCCCAGUGACACAGAGGUGGAGCUGCUGGCCCACACGCGUAACGUGAUCAGCUCGGACCUGGAGAAGGAGACAGGCCUGGAGACCGGCUGGAUCCAGAACGGAGGCCUCUUCAUCGCAUCCAACAAGCAGCGCUUGGACGAGUACAAGCGCCUCAUGUCGUUGGGGAAGGUGUACGGCAUCGAGUCCUACGUCUUAUCACCGGCAGAGACCAAAGAUCUGUACCCGUUGAUGAACGUGGACGACCUGUACGGAACUCUCUACGUGCCCAAAGACGGCACGAUGGACCCAGCGGGCACCUGCACCACCCUGUCCAGAGCGGCGACCGCCCGCGGUGCCACGGUGAUUGAGAACUGCCCAGUGACGGGCAUCCAGGUGAGCACAGAUGACCUGGGGGUGAAACGAGUGAAGGCUGUGGAGACGCCCUUCGGCAGCAUAGAGACACCCUGCGUGGUCAACUGUGCAGGUGUGUGGGCCACCAAACUCGGGGACAUGGCCGGGGUCAAGGUGCCGCUGAUUGCCAUGCACCACGCUUACGUUGUCACAGAGAGGAUCGAGGGCAUCCAGAACAUGCCCAACGUCAGGGACCAUGAUGCAUCUGUCUACCUGCGUCUCCAAGGUGAUGCACUCUCAGUUGGAGGCUACGAGCAGAACCCUGUCUUUUGGGACGAGGUGUCUGAUAAGUUUGCCUUCAGCCUGUUUGAUCUGGACUGGGACGUGUUCAUGCAGCACAUCGAGGGAGCCGUCAACAGAGUCCCCGCACUGGAGCAGACCGGCAUCAAAUCCACCGUCUGCGGACCCGAAUCCUUCACUGCAGACCAUAAGCCCUUGAUGGGGGAGACACCAGAGGUCAGAGGGUUCUUCCUGGGCUGUGGCUUCAACAGUGCAGGGAUGAUGCUCGGAGGAGGCUGUGGGAGAGAGCUGGCUCACUGGAUCAUCCAUGGACGCCCAGAAAAGGACAUGUACGGCUAUGACAUCAGGCGGUUCCACCACUCGCUGACCAAUAACAACCGCUGGAUCCGAGAGCGGAGCCACGAGUCCUACGCCAAGAACUACUCAGUGGUGUUCCCCUUCGACGAGCCGCUGGCCAGCCGCAACAUGAGGAGGGACCCCUUCCACCAGGUCCUGCAGGACCAGGGCUGUGUGUUCCAGGAGAGGCAUGGGUGGGAGAGACCUGGUUGGUUCAACAGAGAAGGACCUGCUCCGGUUUUGGACUAUGACUACUAUGGAGCAUAUGAGCUUCCCAAAAACUCGGACUACAAAUACAACAAGCUGCUUGGAAAAGAGUACACUUUUGACUUCCCCCCUCAUCAUGAAGUGAUUAAGGAUGAGUGUUUGACCUGCAGAAAUGGAGUAGCUGUCUUUAACAUGUCCUACUUUGGCAAGUUCUUCUUGACUGGCCCAGAUGCAAAGAAGGCCGCUGAUUGGCUGUUCACAGCAGACGUCAACAAAGCCCCUGGUUCCACUGUGUACACCUGCAUGCUGAAUGGGAAGGGCGGAGCUGAAGCUGACCUCACAGUCAGCCGACUGGAACCAGGCGCUGCUCAUCUCCCUCUGGCACCAGAAUCUAAUGGUGAUGCAUAUUACCUUGCCAUUGGUGGAGGUGUGGCCCAGCACAACUGGUGUCACAUCCAGACGGUACUGCAGGACCAGGGUUUCCGCUGCUCCCUACACGACCACUCUGAAGAUAUGGGCAUGCUCAGCAUACAGGGGCCCAAGAGCCGGGAGCUUCUCCAGGAGAUUGUGGAUGCAGACCUUAGCAACGAAGCCUUCCCCUUCUCCUCUCACAAAGUGGUGACCGCUGCUGGACACAAGGUGCGUGCCAUGCGUCUGUCAUUCGUGGGCGAGCUGGGCUGGGAGCUGCACAUCCCCAAAGACUCCUGCAUGCCCGUCUACCAGGCCGUCAUGGCCGCCGGGGCCAAGCAUGGCAUCUGCAACGCCGGCUACAGGGCCAUCGACUCGCUCAGCAUAGAGAAGGGAUACAGGCAUUGGCACGCUGACCUGCGCCCUGACGACACACCCUUGGAGGCGGGGCUUGCGUUCACCUGUAAGAUGAAGAGUAAGAUCCCUUUCCUGGGCCGCGACGUGCUGGAGGCCCAGAAGGCCGCGGGACUGCGCCGGCGAAUUGUCUGCUUCACCGUGGACGAGAAAGUGCCCAUGUUUGGUCUGGAGGCCAUCUUCAGAAAUGGCGUGCCGGUUGGACACCUGCGGCGUUCUGAAUAUGGAUAUGCCAUCGAUAAGACGAUUGGAUAUGGAUACAUCCGCGAUCCAGAGGGAGGCGUGGCGAACCCUGACUUUGUGCGCAGUGGAGAGUUCACCUUGGAGCGAAUGGGGGUGGUGUACAAGGCCAAAGCCCACCUGAAGUCGCCCUUCGACCCCGAGAACAAGCGGGUGAAGGGCAUCUACGACGCGCCCCUGGAUCAAAGCCAUCUGCACAAGGCCAGGAUGUAACUGCCCCCCCCCCCCCCUACCUCCCUACCCCCGCCCCUCUUCUUUUGCCCCGCAUGGGGAGGGUGGGCGUGUCUACAGCUGGAGGUGGGCGGAGUGGGUGUUGACAUGCACCAAUCACGUCAGAGGAUUGUUGUGAGCUGAGCCGCACAAAGAUACCAUGAGGGUCUGAAAGGGGAGGGUUAUAAACCUGCCCUGAUCACGGCCACAUGGUUAUAAACCCGCCCUGAUCUCACCCACAUUUUAUGGUGAGAAAUAAGCCGUUUGUGCCUUAAAGUCAAGGAUACCACGUCUUUUUUUCUAAAAAAGCAAAGAAUUUCAGUGAUUUUGUAAAGAAAUACUUUUGUUUUUCAAUGUCUUUUUAAUGUACCUUUUAAUCACCAGUCAGAGUAUUAAACAACAGAUGCUGUAGCCUCAGGUAGCUCAGAGGACUGUGGUGCUGCUUGUUGUACUGUCAGGAUACCAUACAGCAGAUCUUGUGCUAGAUAGCAGUCAAAUCUCAUUUAUUUGGUGCAGUUAUUUUUUCUUUGUGACAUUUCUAAAACAGACUCCUGUGGAACCAACAUUGGACUUUGAAGUGAUUAUGUACUGCCGAAUGUAAAAUUGUACGAUGGUCAGUGUUUUUUAAUUAAACAGAUGGAAUAGAGCUAAUCUACAUACAUAAUGUAAUUACAUGUCCAAUGUACAUACAUACAUACAUAAGUAACCAUUUGAUUACUCACACAAUGACAAUACCACCAGUUAUAAUCCACUACAAUUUCUUGAGAGUCUUAAAUGAAAGUGAAUGUGAGAGUUAUGUUCUGCCAAUCUGCAGCUAGUUCCUGAGGGAUAGUUGCUAAAGCAAUAGCAAAGCAUUAUUAUGGGAUAUUGCCUCGCUCAAUAUCGUGCUUGUAUCUUGCAAGGUUAGAGAUGAAUAGUGUAUAGCUGCGCAUGCAGCACCUUGCAGUCAUUCCCUUUUUAAUCACAAAGAGAACCGAUUUGAUAUCAAUCUAUGCCAGCCUUCCUACUGAAGUAUUUUAUGCAAAGCCAAGUAGAAACACUAAUUGCUGGCCACUAAUGCUUUGAGUGUGACAUAUACUGUACAUGCAGUAAGUAGUUCUGUCCAGACUGUGUGCAGAGUGCACCGUCAUCAAACCUGUGCUGUUGGAAAUAAAGAUUUAUGUUCUAUGCA